Messenger RNA from Hyalella azteca, 3877 nucleotides. RefSeq lists its product as uncharacterized. The transcript is spliced from 5 exons. The record is from RefSeq and is a predicted model, not a curated record. Lineage: Eukaryota; Metazoa; Arthropoda; Malacostraca; Amphipoda; Hyalellidae. Bases 191 to 3718 code for a protein of 1175 amino acids.
AUUGCUUAUCAACUGUUUAUUUGAAAUUUUCAUGUUCUAAUUUCUGAAAUGUGUGAAUUUGAAUGCAUCCAAGUAAUUAGGUCUACCCAUAGAAUUUCUAUCCAUGAACUUGAUGAGUAGUUGCCUGUAGUGGAGCUUGUUAAGUUUACAGCAGACUAUUUAAGUCUUAUGUUCAUCAUCUUAAACUACAAUGAACGGCAGUCACGGCAGCAGCACAGCUGACAGCAGCUUUGGAAUGACAUCCAAUUGUCUGACUACCUACAAAGAAACUCAGCGUAUUAGUCCCCACAUAACAGCACACAAGUCACUUGUUCCAAUGACAACAAUUCAGAGUUCUACUUUGCAAUCUUCCUUGUUAAAUUUGAGUGGCACACCUGCAAGUUCGUCCAAUUCUGCAUUGACGGCUGAGUUUCCAACUUAUAAAGUAAUGAGUGCUGGUAUCAAUAAUGGAAAUUCUAAUAUCCAAGAAAUAAAUCCAUCUACAAUUGCAAAAAUAUCACCUGCUGAUUAUGUGACAGUUGUUCAAAAAGAAAGGAGUCCCAUUGCAAGAGUGAUGAGCAGCUGUGUAAGAACUACCCUUACUAAUCUGGCACGAGUCAACCCUGAAGAUUUAUCUACUACAUCUGAUGGUAAAGUAAAUCCAACAUCUUCUUCAUCAUCUGUUUCUGCAAAUGAAUAUUCAAUUAGCUUGAGUCCACACAAGAUACAGCAGAAUCUUUAUACUUUGGCUGGACAAGUACCAGCAUCAUUUCUGCCGAAUGUCCUGGACCGUAACGGUGCAUUCUUCCGAGGAAGUGACUCGCCAAACUUGACUGGUCAACCUCAGGCAAUUCUCGUUUCUGGGUUGGUGACAUGUUCUGAUGCAGGUAUUGAGCACACUUCAAACCCAACAACCUUGUCUGCUCUUCCACCUUCAUCAACUUUUGUGGGAGAGGUCCUGGGUUUGGUUAACGAGCAUAGAAUAAAAAAGGAAGAAGAUGUUAUGUCUGUAAGGCCAGCAGCUGUAGUGCAGCAACAGCUCAUGUCAAUGCCUCAGCAAAAUGUGACAGCAUCACAGCAACACAGGGACCUUGUGAGACAAGCCUUACAAGCAGCUGUUGAAAAUGGAGCACCCAAAACUAAUGAACAAGAGCUCAUAGAGUACAGCUAUUCUGCUGGAGAUAUCCAAGAUCUUUUGAUGCUGAACCUUGCCAAUGGCACAUCCAGCAUCCAGCAAGGUUUACGUCAAAGCAGCAACACUGCAAGCAACAGCUUCCAUGUAUCACACCUGAGCAGUGCUGUGUCUUCACCCACAUCUGCUAGCAACGUUACAACCAUUGCUGGUCUUAACAUGAUAGACGCUACGACGGGUGCGUCAGUGAUAAUGAUGCCUACAAGCUGUUCGUCUCACUCGCAUUCAGAUCUUCUCACGAGCAGCAGUGGCGGCGGCAGCCUUUUAACGAGCGACCUUGCGAGCCAUCCCAGUCAUUUUAUUCAGGCCAAUGUUGACGGCGCCUCUUCCAUCAUCAUGGCCACUGCCAACUCAUCCUCCAAUCACGUAGAUGCUCUAAUUGCUCCUGGCACUAUUUUUGGCUCUGUUAACUUAAUGGAAAUAAAUUCACAAAAUGGCGUCAAUGUUCAAACGUUGAAUAAUUUAAAUGUUGGAGAAAGUUUAGCUAAUAGUGCAAGAAGCUCCUUAUCGUCUUCAGGCGGCGGCAGUCCGUCCAAAAACAGGAGAAAUAAAAGCACAAAGAUGUCCGAAACUGAUUUAAGCUUGAAACGAAUGAAGCUCGCGCAAGUCAUGAGGGAAAAACGCGCCAGUGAGACUGAAGAUCAGAAGAAGAAACGGAGGUUAAGAGAAGCUGAGAGAAUGCGACGAAGGAGAGCCAUGGAAAGUGAAGAACAGAAAGCCCAAAGACGAUUGGAGGCAGCUGAGCGAGCGAGGCUACGACGAGCAACAAUGAACGAGACUGAUCGUAUUUUGGACCGCAGAAAAGCGGCAGAAAGAAUGCGACAGCGACGCCUAAACGAAGGCGAGACUCAAAAACAAAUUCGCAGGAUGCGUGCCGCCGAGCGCAUGCGCAAAAGAAGGGCCGAGGAAACUCCCGAACAAAGGUCUUUCAGGAGGCGCAGUCUUGCCAACAUGAUGCGGACGCGUCGGCACAAGAAGCAACGAGAAGCUGUGUCCAACUGCUCGGCCAGCAACAGCCUUUCUGAUGACACAUACAAGAACGACUUGAUACCCGUGCGGCACUUGGAGGAUUUGUCAGCGGACCUUGAGGAAGUGAAGGCUCAGGAUCUGUCGAGUACAAUGCACCUUGACUCUCAAGUUCCCAUGCACUCUCCUGGACUCCUGCUGAAAGAUGAUGAUGACCAUAGAGUCGAUUAUAAUGAUGUGCUCAUGAUGAAUUCCAAGUAUGGUGGAGACCCACGUGAUCGUAAGCUCAUUGUUAUGGACGGCACUGAUUCAUCAAAACUUUCGAAUUGUGAGUCUCAUUUGUUGCCACUCGGGCUGACGACAACGAAUUCCGUCUCUGUGGCAAACGGCCUACAAAGAAGAAUCCCUGCCACAACCAGCCCUGGCAACGAUGCUCCGCACUUCUCCUCCCGUGUCGAGUAUGCAGACACUUCCUUCCGCACUUCAUCGCCCCAAAUCUCGUCAGUUGUAUUACCUCAAUAUUCGAGACUUACGCACAGCAAUGCUCCUUCAUCGCCAGUUCCUUCUUCUUCUCCUGAAUCAUUAAGCCAUCACAUUAGCUUGACAUCCCUUCAGCACUCCCAGGACCGGUUAUACUCUGCAUCAACAGUCUUUCCUACUGCAACAUCUUCGAUUUCCUCGCACGUUCCUGUCUUGCGGAGCGUGAGUUCUUCCGGGUCUGGAAUUUUAUAUGCACAAAAAAGCUCACACGCGUCCAGCAACGUUUCCACUAACAUUGUUUAUACUCAAGGAUGUCUACCGGCAAUACUCAGUUCUUCUCAAUUUGAUGAGGCUGAGAAUUUAUCCAAUACUGUCACUGAACUGACCCCAGUUGAUAGCUCAGUGCAGGACACGGAUCUUGGAUCAUCGAGAUGUAUUCCUGCCAGUAUAUUAUCAAGCAGUGCGAUAAUAAUGAAUGAAAGUAACGGCUCUGGAAAUAAUUCUCUUAUCAGUACGGGUAACACUAACAAUGUCUCUACCUCAGUAUUCAACAGCCGUUCUAUUCUAAAGCUGCAGAAUUCAUCAUCCCCGACUUCUUCUUCAACGUUCAAUGUUACGAAUUAUUGUGUCCAUGAUGAUCUCGGGAAUUCAGAUGGUUCUCCUGACACGUCGUUGCGUCAGUACCAACUGAAGAGUAGCAUUACUUCGCCUGUCGUGAUGUUAGCUUCAUCUCGUUCAUCGCCAGGACGAACGAUGCCUCAGAGAGUUAAUUCCUCCAAGAUAAAUAUUUCAAGUACGCCGAUCUCAGGUCAUGAGCUUCGAAACUCAGACUUUGCACGCAGCCAUUCUGAUCUCACAGUUAAUACGGCGGCGUCCACCACCGCCAAUUACAGCAGCACCAGAAACAUGAACCGCGUCACGAACGCUUCUUAUGCCAACAGCAAUACAACUUCAGUUUAUUCCUCAACUGCUAAUAACUCGUCCUCUUCAACGGGAGAUCCGACCACAACUGGCCAUUCUUCUGUAAUUAGUUCUCCCUCUACACUCACCACGAUCGUCCUCAAUCAAUCCGUGCCAAGUCAGCGAAGUCUUGCUAGCUAACAUGCGUUAUUCCUCCUGUAUGUAUGUAAAUGAAUUAUUUGUAUGUUUAUUAAUUACUAUCUAUUCCUUGAUUUUCUUGGCAAUAUUUACAAGAAGUAGUGUUUUAUUAUUGCACGUUUGUUCCUGUAUAAAAAAAUUGUUAUAUAUUUUAUUCGAUUC